CACCAUCUCUUGCUUUGUUUUUUCCGCCACAGACGUAUAAAAUGCUGCCAUUUCACCUUCCCAUGCCUUUACUUCUCCCAUACCCCUCCUUUUUGAAACAAUGUCGAAGAAAUUUGAAGACAAGUUCAACGUCGUCGUCGUCGGUGGUGGAUACGGCGCAGCUGCGGCCCGUCACCUCUCUGCAAAACUAGACGCCUCGAAAUACAACCUCAUUCUCAUCAACUCUCGUCCUUACCGUUUCCACCUACCUGCCUUCAUUCGGCUGGUCGUCUCCGAUGUCGACAACCUCGAAAAGACUGCCAUGGCAGGUUACGAGAAGGUCUUCCACAACAACAACGGUACUUUUAUCGAGGCUUCGGUAACUGGCAUCCAGAAGUCGGAGACUGCUGGUGGUACCGUUAUCCUUGACAAUGGCGAGAAAGUGCCCUUCCGCGUUUUGAUUCUAGCCACUGGGUCAACUUGGAGUGGUCCCCUAGAUUUCCCGAAUACCAAAGAUGACAUCUCCGCUUUCUUAACGAGUGAACGUUCCAGGUUCGAGGAUGCAAAUAGUAUUGUUCUCGCUGGAGGUGGCUCUGUUGGUAUCGAGUUCGCAGGGGAAAUCAAAGACAUCUGGCCCAACAAGAAAGUCACCAUAAUACACGGCGGAAGCAAGUUGUUGAACGACACAUACCCAGACCGAUUCCGGACAAAGAUGGAGAAUGGAAUGAAAUCCCGUGGUGUGGAAAUUGUGUAUAAUGAUUAUCUCGAUGAAGUGCCUAGUCCAGGUGCUGACAGCGUCACCACUCGGAAGGGAAAGACCAUCAAGGCUGAUCUCUUUGUCCCAGCUUGGGGUCCUAAACCCAACACGGAUUUUAUCGCCUCGUCUCUUCCGGGCACCGUUACAGACAAAGGGUUCGUGAAGGUCAGGCCCACGCUGCAGCUCGUUUCUUACCCGGAGAUUUUUGCUCUGGGUGAUAUUCUGGAUUGGAAGGAGCAGAAACAAGCUGCCAAGGCGGAUGCCCAUGCAGCCUUGAUCAGUGCUAAUAUCCUGCGCUACUUCGAUGGCAAACCUUUGAAGGAGUACAAAGGAAGCUACGAACUGAUUCUGAUUACGAACGGAAAGAAUGGUGGUGCCGCGUACUUUGGUGUACUCUGGGGCAUUGUCUUAGGAGACUGGGCUGCGAAAUUGAUUAAGUCCAAAACGUUGCUCAUACCUAUGUUCCAGGCCGCUCAGGGAUUCUUCUAGAGAUGGAGAUUAUGAUAUUCUUCGUUACUUAAAUUAUUGGACUUAGAUAUCACGCACAGGAGUCAUGGCAUAAUGGUAUUUCUUUCUGUCAUUC
Molecule: messenger RNA, 1319 nt
Organism: Guyanagaster necrorhizus
Lineage: Eukaryota; Fungi; Basidiomycota; Agaricomycetes; Agaricales; Physalacriaceae
Product: FAD/NAD(P)-binding domain-containing protein
Exons: 6
Coding region: 101-1225 (374 amino acids)
Cellular component (GO): cytoplasm
Molecular function (GO): flavin adenine dinucleotide binding; electron-transferring-flavoprotein dehydrogenase activity
Source: RefSeq, a predicted model, not a curated record